CUGGCUCCCUUCAGACAGAGUUUAUGGCCCAAGGCUUUUCCACAACAGAACCACUUCCACUUCAGACCAGUGUACUUCCUGAGAAAACUUGAAGCUUUAUUUUUUUUACCCUCGCUUACAGGCGUAGAAAUGGUUGGCAUGAAACCCAACGACUUGGUGCCCUCUGCGGCAGUAAAGUUCUUUGGAGCAGGAACCGCAGCCUGCAUUGCUGACCUGCUCACCUUUCCAUUGGAUACAGCCAAAGUCAGACUACAGAUUCAGGGAGAGUCUCUGAAACAUGAAGAGGCCAGAGCCAUAAAGUAUCGGGGAGUGUUUGGCACCAUCACCACUAUGGUGCGCACAGAGGGGCCUAGGAGUCUUUACAAUGGACUAGUAGCAGGACUCCAGAGGCAGAUGAGCUUCGCCUCUGUCCGAAUCGGUCUUUAUGACUCCAUGAAGCAAUUCUACACUCGAGGCACAGAGAGUGCUGGGAUUGUUACUCGGCUCAUGGCGGGCUGUACCACAGGAGCCAUGGCUGUGGCUUUUGCACAACCAACAGAUGUGGUGAAGGUGCGUUUCCAAGCCCAGGUACGACUGGCUGAUGGUGGGAGGAGAUAUAACAGCACCCUGGACGCCUACAAGACGAUUGCCCGAGAUGAGGGAAUGCGGGGGCUUUGGAAAGGUUGUAUGCCCAACAUCACCCGUAAUGCUAUUGUAAACUGUGCAGAGCUGGUGACCUAUGACAUGAUCAAAGAACUCAUCCUUAAGUAUAACCUAAUGACAGACAACCUGCCGUGCCACUUCACUGCUGCCUUUGGUGCAGGCUUCUGCACAACAGUAGUGGCUUCUCCUGUGGAUGUUGUCAAAACAAGGUUCAUGAAUUCAGGGACUGGCCAGUACAGCAGCGCUAUCAACUGUACUCUCACCAUGCUGAGACAAGAAGGACCCACAGCCUUCUAUAAAGGAUUCAUGCCUUCUUUCCUGCGUCUGGGAUCCUGGAACAUCGUGAUGUUUGUGACAUAUGAACAAAUUAAAAGAGGUAUGACCAGGGCACAACAGUACUGGGAGUCGCCAUUUUGAGCUCAUCGCUUGUCAGGCUGUUUCUUCAGACAGGACUGCACACGCACAACUGCCUAAUCCUCACAGUGACU
This is a messenger RNA of Micropterus dolomieu (smallmouth bass), 1130 nucleotides long. RefSeq names its product mitochondrial uncoupling protein 2-like. Gene Ontology annotation, biological process: mitochondrial transmembrane transport; adaptive thermogenesis; mitochondrial transport. The coding region runs from base 130 to 1059 and encodes 309 amino acids. Lineage: Eukaryota; Metazoa; Chordata; Actinopteri; Centrarchiformes; Centrarchidae. The record is from RefSeq and is a predicted model, not a curated record. Gene Ontology annotation, molecular function: oxidative phosphorylation uncoupler activity. Gene Ontology annotation, cellular component: mitochondrial membrane. The transcript is spliced from 7 exons.